UUGUGUUUCUCCACCUCUCAAGUUUUCAACGCCACUCUCCCCACUCCUUUUCUUCUUCUUCCCCUGCGGAGUCUUCAAUGGAGGCCAGAGUCUCUUCCUCUCUUGGCCUCCCAUCCCCAAAACCCCACCAACUCUCAACAACACUCACAGAAUUCCCUUCUCUUCUCAACCAUUUCACCACCCUCACCCACACCCACGUCCUCCCUUUCGCCUCCACCUCCAAUUCCAACCCGACCCGACCCAACAAAUUGCUACGACCCACCCCCAAACCCCAAUCCCUCAUUAAAACCCUCUCCGUCCUCGAACGCGCCCUCAUCGGCGCUGCCGGCGGCGGAAUCGCCGGCGCAUUCACCUACGUCUGUCUCCACCCCCUCGACACCAUCAAAACCAAGAUGCAAACCAAAGGCGCCUCGCAAAUUUACAAGAACACCCUCGACGCUGUCGUUAAAACCUUCCAGUCCAAGGGCAUUCUCGGCUUCUACAGCGGUGUCUCCGCGGUAAUUGUCGGUUCCACUGCUUCCUCUGCUGUUUAUUUCGGCACAUGCGAGUUCGGAAAGUCGUUUUUAUCAAAAUUCGAGAACUUCCCCGCCGUUUUAAUUCCCCCGUGCGCGGGCGCGAUGGGAAACGUCGUGUCGUCUGCGAUAAUGGUUCCCAAGGAGUUAAUAACUCAAAGAAUGCAAGCUGGUGCUAAGGGGAGGUCGUGGGAAGUUUUAGUCAACAUUUUGAAAAACGACGGCGUUAUGGGUCUCUACGCCGGUUAUUCCGCCACGUUGCUGAGGAAUUUACCCGCUGGGGUUUUGAGUUACUCGUCGUUUGAGUAUUUAAAAGCUGGAGUGUUGAGGAGAAGCGAGAAGAGCCACUUAGAACCGAUUCAGAGCGUGUUUUGUGGGGCACUGGCUGGGGCUAUAUCUGCGUCCAUUACGACGCCGUUGGAUGUGGUGAAGACGAGGUUGAUGACGCAGGUUCGUGGGGAGGGUGUGAGUAAGGUCGCGGCGGUUAUGUACGACGGCGUUUCGGCUACGGUGAAGCAGAUUUUGAGGGAGGAAGGGUGGAUUGGACUGACACGUGGCAUGGGUCCUAGGGUUCUUCAUAGUGCGUGUUUUUCUGCUUUGGGGUAUUUUGCUUUUGAAACGGCUAGGCUUAGUGUGUUGCAGCAGUAUCUUAGAAGAAAGGAGUUGAGUGAAGCUGAAAUUUCUGUUUCUGCGGGAUGAGUUGAUGAUGGCAUUUUGCGGUAAUUUUGAUUCUGUUUGGUUCUUUAUUCCUUAAUUUUGAUUUGGAUGUUGGCUGUGUUUGGUUUGUUUAAUAGACACGCUAUUGGCAUAAGGGCUUUUUUUAAUGAUAAUUGCUUCAAAUUACAAGUAGAAUUUUUCGGAGGAAAGGAAGUUGUUAUGGCAAAUGUGCUACUACAAUGGCAUACAUAAAUGUAGUUUCUGUAAUGUUAUUUUAGUUGGUCAUUUGGUUGAGAUUUGUUAUAAAAGUGAUUUUGCCAAUUCCUAGUCACGGUGUUGGAAAUGUAGGAAUGCCCACCGCAACAAAUCUACUGCUAAGAUUUGUUUGGUAUGAAUGACAUUUGUCUCUCCAUGCAUGUCGCAUGAAUAUCUGAAUAUGUUGCAUAUUGGGUGUUCACUAGUCUCCUACCUGAAUUAGUUUGUUCCUUUGAAGCUAUGGCAAUUGGCAAGUAUAUUUUUAUAUUGGGAGUACUGUAAAUUGAACAUUUUGCCAUAACAUUUCUUGAAUUGAACACGUUCCAACCCUGUGGUGGAGAUACUCUUUCCCGCAUUGUACAAUUCUUGUGUUUAAAGUUAAAACAUCAUAGAUCAUUU
This is a messenger RNA of Abrus precatorius (Indian licorice), 1823 nucleotides long. Its product is annotated as protein MITOFERRINLIKE 1, chloroplastic. Gene Ontology annotation, biological process: transmembrane transport. Gene Ontology annotation, cellular component: mitochondrial inner membrane. Lineage: Eukaryota; Viridiplantae; Streptophyta; Magnoliopsida; Fabales; Fabaceae. The transcript has a single exon. Gene Ontology annotation, molecular function: S-adenosyl-L-methionine transmembrane transporter activity. The coding region runs from base 78 to 1211 and encodes 377 amino acids. The record is from RefSeq and is a predicted model, not a curated record.